Molecule: messenger RNA, 2748 nt
Organism: Lichtheimia ornata
Lineage: Eukaryota; Fungi; Mucoromycota; Mucoromycetes; Mucorales; Lichtheimiaceae
Exons: 8
Coding region: 1-2748 (915 amino acids)
Biological process (GO): regulation of ARF protein signal transduction
Molecular function (GO): guanyl-nucleotide exchange factor activity
Source: RefSeq, a predicted model, not a curated record
AUGAUACCCAAUUCACGCCAACUAUUGACCGAUACCCGACCGGUACCUAAUACCCAUCGGUUCUCGUUUUCACAUCAAAGCGAUUAUCAACGCAUCGAUGAUGAAGCAGCUGCCAUGGCACAGCAACAACAACAACAACGAAAAUUUAGCAGCCGUUUUCUGCCAGAUGCUAAACGCAAGUCGCGUCCAAAAUCAUUACCAGUUGCAAACAAUCCCACACCACUACCACGCUCAAAUACAAAUCCAUUGACAAGGUCGUUGAACGCAUUGAUCCAAAGAUUUCGCAGGAAACCAUCAACAAGCAAAAAAUCAACCGCCAUUCCACUCCCUAAUCCUGCGUUGCGUGGUGCUUGUAAUACCGCUUUGUAUUGCCAUCAUCAUAAUGGUUCUAGCAGUAGUAUUAGUAGUAGUACAAGUGGCAGCAUCUCACCUUCACCAUCAAUAUUCAAUGGCAAUAACAACAACGACGAGAUACCAACAACAGCUGCGAAACGAAACAGCAUGAUGAGUCGCUGCAGCAACGUUACUACGACCGGUCAUUCCAUUUACAGCACCUUCCCUUGUAACGAUAUUGAGGAGGAGGAACAUGAUGAUGAUGAUGAUGAUACCAGUGAACAAUGGUCACCACGGACAUCUCUCAUCAGCAGCAGCACAGCACAAAUGCAGCAGCAGCAACAGCAGCAUCCAUCAGCAGAUGACUUGCAUAUGCAGCCUGAAUGCACAUCACAGCAACAGCAUGAGAUGAGUGUUACAACAUCAAACCAAGACCAUCCAAGGAUGACAGAAGAUUGCAAAAGUCUUCAUAAUGACCAGCAGCACAACAACAAUGAAGAAACGGACUCGGCUAUCGAUAUUGACUCGAUACGUGAAGUAGCAGAACGGUUAUGGGAUGAUGAUGAUACAUCCAUAUGCAGCUUGGAAGAAAGAGCUGAAUGGUUAGGCACAAGUGAUAGGUUCAGGGCACAAGUACUCAAGCAUUACAUGUCUCGCUUUGAUUUCACAUGUCAACGAUUGGAUGCAGCGUUUCGUACAUUGUGUGGCAAGUUGUACUUCAAGGCAGAAGCACAACAAAUGGAUCGCAUCUUGGGCGCUUUUGCCUACCGGUAUUGGGAGUGCCAUACCAACAUGGUGCACGAUGUAGGUCCACAAAAGACAUUUGGUAGUCCAGAUGGUGUUUAUGCAGUUGCCUACGCUAUUUUGUUACUCAAUACGGAUUUACAUGUUGCUCAUCAAGGCAAAGGGGGUAGACAUAAAAUGUCUCAGUCCAAAUUUGUACGCAAUACCAUGGCAACGCUACGCGGCCUUGGAUUUCCAUCACCACCACCACAACCACCAGCAACAACAACCACCACAUCGAUAUCCUGCUUCUCACUCCCCGUGCAUUUUGUAUCACCCUCGUCUUCAAUACAAGAGACACCACUAAGAGCAAGCGAAAGCACUGUAUCCACCUUGACCUCUUCCAACAUUAGCUGCAGCACAUCAAGCCAUAUCUCACUCUGGCCACUUGAACGAAGUCAUAGUUUAACGGGCAGUAGUAAUAGUGGUGUGCACCACCACCACUACCCACAAGAAUCAUCAUCAUCAUCACCACGUCGUCGACGUUGGACAUACACUUUGGAUCCACGUAGUGGUGGUGGUGGUGGUGGAGGUACAAGCUCAUCCAACAGAAAACAAAAGCAUGGCAACAACAACAGCAACAGACGACGACGCAAGAUUAGCGUAACACCUACUCAAAAAGCAUGGAUGACUGAGAUGGAGGCAUUACUCAAGGAUAUCUACAUCUCUAUCAAGACACAUCCAAUUGCACAAAUGUCUCCAACAGCAGCAGUGAAUUCUACUACUACUACUACGUCUCAUCUUUCAUCAAGCCAUGAAACCAACAUCAACCCACCCGGUGGUGUGAAAAAUUCAAGUGUUCGUAAAGAAGGGCUUUUAACGCGUAAGCAUGUGAUGGAAUCAAGAGAUAAAAAAGCACGACAACGUGGAUGGCAAUUAUGCCGUGUCGUAGUACAAGAAGGGAGCAUGUACUUGUAUUCAGCCUCCCCAUCCUCUUUAUCAUGUUCCCCCUCCUCCUUCACUUUGGAUGACAAUGGAAAACGACGACAACGACAACGACCUAGAACACUCAGCACCAUCACCCACACCUACUACUAUCGUUCUUUUCGGUCCAAUAGCACGCAAAUCAACCUCAGGCAUUCAUUGACAACAGCCAUGCCUUAUGCUUCAGGAUGUGGUCAACAACGUCCUUUUGUGUUUUGUGUUAAAACAGCCGAUGGUGCCGUAUGGUUAUUUGAAACAUUGACAUCCGAGGCGGCACAUGAAUGGACCCAAUUAUGCAAUUAUUGGGCAGCUCGAUUAAGCAAGGAACCUUUGGAUGGGGCUAUUUGUAACCUCGAUUAUGGAUGGGCUGACAUGACAACAACAACAUCUGCCACCAUGAUCCAUGAUUGGACCCCACCGGCUCCACCAUCCACGCUAUCCAGUCGUUUAUCCCCAUCGGAUCAAUUGGUCAUGCUUCAACGACGUAUUACUCUUCUCGAGCAAGAGCUGGAUCAACAUCGUACGUUUAAGGACCGCAUUUAUCAAAGAUUUGCAGGAUCGUAUUACAAUGCCAGUCAACGGAAAAAGGCGCUUGAUAAUUGGGAAUGCAAGGCACAAUAUCUCAUUCAAGAAGUGAUCAAGAUGCAUACUUACCAUGAUACGCUCCUCCAUCAUUAUCCAACAACAUCCUCAUCAUCCACCACUUGA